Cavia porcellus (domestic guinea pig) is the source of this 1358-nucleotide messenger RNA. It is a transcript of the gene Stpg3, whose product is annotated as sperm-tail PG-rich repeat containing 3. NCBI's taxonomy places the organism in Eukaryota, Metazoa, Chordata, Mammalia, Rodentia, Caviidae. The transcript is spliced from 6 exons. Gene Ontology annotation, cellular component: cytoskeleton. Bases 51 to 899 code for a protein of 282 amino acids. The record is from RefSeq and is a predicted model, not a curated record.
AGGUCACAGAGCCCCAAGGUGGCCUCAGGGAAGACAGCCCAACCCUGGGUAUGAACUUCGAUCAGAAAGCUGUGAAAUUCCUGGCCAAUUUUUAUAUCAAUGGAGGCAAACACUGGACGCAUGGCCCUCUGACACAGAAAAGGCCCGAAGGCACCUUGCUGUUCUGGAGCAUGGGUAAGAUGUGGCCCACUGGCAUGAAGAGGACCUCAGUCAGCCCUAGGUCCCCUAUGGGCUCCCCCGGGGAGUGCCCACCCACUUGCACGCGGACCCAGCGCGGGCUGCUGUUGGAUCAGCGCCCUCCAUUCCUGGCCGACCCAGACGUGCCUGGCCCUGCUGAGUACGUGCCCAGCGCCUUCGUGCGGGAAAGCUCCCCGCACCCUCACUACAGCAUUGGCUGCAGGCAUCCAGGCCCAGAUGGUGGUGGCCGCAGGGCGUGGCACAACGCGUGGCUGCAGAGUGAGAGCCCGUUCACACAGAAGGUGGACUUCAACAAUGAGCGCCAGUGGCCUUCGCCCACAGACCACGUGCCGUCCAGCCUGCCCACCGGCCCCGCUUUCAGCUUCGGUGGCUGCGCGAAGCCGGGUCCACCCCGGAUCCGGGGUCCCCGCGCACGCUCCCUGCUGCAGGACCUCCAGCGUGUCCCCGGUGAGCAGCGCCCCGGCCCCACAGCCUACGACAUACACGCCGGCUGCCGCCUCCAGCACCCGCGCUCGCCUGCCUUCUCCAUGAGCCGCGCGCCUGCCUUUGCUGCUUGGCUGCGUGCUUCCUGCACACCUGGUCCGGCGACCUAUGACGUGGAGGACUGCUACGAUGUGCGCUUCCCCUCAGCGCCUAGGGUAGUCAUUCAGGGCGUACGAAGACCCAAGCGCCAUGACACAGGCCCCUUCUGUGCGCUCUAGGGUCCGCUGGGCUCAGCCAGCCCUGCUGAUUGCCUAGUGGACCCCUGGCUUCCCUUCAGCUCUCCCAGGCCUCCUUCUGGAUCAUGGGCAUCGCAAUCCAGGCUGGACCCUGACCUCUAGGUACCUCAGACCCAUCCUCCCAUUGGGAACCUUGCUGUGGGCUGUGGGCAAGGAGAGCCCGGACCAGGUGCCCAUCCCCUGCCCAUCCCCUUGCUGUACUGAGAUGCAAUUGGUUCUUGAACUCAGUGUGGGCCUGGCUGCUGUCCCUUGCCCAGUGGGCUGUCCUGAAAAUGUAAACAUCUUCCCUGUGUUUUUAUCUUUUCUCUGGCGGUUCUAAUUUUCCCCAUUUGGGGUGUGCAUUUGGCUGACCCUGCAGAGAGUGUUUUCUUCUGGGGUAAUUGGGGUUUUAGUCUGGGGAUGACCUGGAGCUUGCUGGCUGUGUCACCCCAAGGGGACUGG